GCGGAGCCGGGCCGCCGCCGCCUCCCAACAAUAGCGCGGCCGGGCCGGGCCGCGAUGGAGCGGGGGUCGCCGCCGGCACCGGCACCGGGGCCGCCGCGCUGAGCGGGGCCGGACGCCGCCGCCGCCGCCGGGAGGCCCGGCCCGUGACGACGCAGCGGGACGGGGACGUCGGCCCCGUCCUGGCAGAGCCCCCGAGCGAGGCAGCGAUGUCGGAGAGCGCGGCCGAGGCGCCGGCAGCCGGGACCCCCGUGGAAGGCGGCGAGACGGGCACCAGCCAUGAGCUCCUGCAGCGGCUCCGCGAGCUGGAGGCGGAGAACUCGGCCCUGGCCCAGGCCAACGAGAACCAGCGGGAGACGUACGAGCGCUGCCUGGACGAGGUCGCCAACCACGUGGUGCAGGCGCUGCUCAACCAGAAGGACCUGCGCGAGGAGUGCAUCAAGCUGAAGAAGAGGGUCUUCGACCUGGAGCGCCAGAACCAGACGCUGAGCGACCUCUUCCAGCAGAAGCUGCAGCUCUCGGCCGGCUCCCUGCCCCAGCUGCCCUCGCACCCGCCGUCGGCGCCCGCUGAUGCCCCCAGCAGCCCCCAGCCGGGCUCCACCGAGCAGCCGCCCGCCCCGCUGCCCCCGGCGUGCUGUGCCCCCCCGAGAGAGGCGACGGCGGAGGGGCCGGCGGGCAGCCCCGGGCUCGGCCCCGGCUCGCCCUCGCUGGCCGCCCUCUCGCCCUUCCUCAAGAAGAAAGCGCAGAUCCUGGAGGUGCUGCGCAGGCUGGAGGAGACCGACCCGCUGCUGGGCGCCCCCGGCCCCCCCGAGCCCCGCGCCGCCGCCCCGCCGCCGCCGCCGCCCCCCCCCUCCAACGCGCUCAAGCCGCCGGGGGGGCCGCCGCGCCUCAGCCCCCAGCUCGCCCGCGCCUCCAAGAUACCCUGCCGCGGCGGCGGCCCCCUCCCCGAGGCCUCGCCGGUGCCCAGCCGCCGCGGCUCCCCCGAGGCGCCGCCGGCCGCCGAGCCCCCCGGCACCGAGCGUCCCGCCGCCGCCGCCGCCUCCCCCCCCGGGGCCCGGCGCAGCGCGGGGGGCUCGUCGGCCCGCCGCCCCGGCAAGAAGCCGCCGGAGCCGGGCUACCUGCCCUUCAAGGAGCGCCUGGCCGCCCUGGGCAAGCUGCGGGGCGCCGAGGGCCGCGAGCCCCCCGGGCGGCCCGGCGCGGCGGGGGGGGGCAGCCUGAAGCCCCCCGAGGCGGUGCCCGCCGGCGAGGCCCUGGCGCGCUGCUACUCCUCCGGCUCCGUGGGCGGCAAGGGCCGGGCCGGGGGCGGCCGGCCCCCCGCGCCCCCCGCCAAGGCGGCCCGCAGCCCCCACGGCAGCCCCACCAAGGCGCCCGCCAAGCCGCCCGCCGGCAAAGCCGCGGCGCCGCGGGGCGACGAGCCCAAGGCCCCCAAAGCGCCCGCGGCCGCCCGCAAGGCGCCGGCCGGCCCCGAGCCCCCCCCUGCCGCCGCCGCCGGGGCCGCCGUCGCCGGGGCCGCCGGGGCCGCCGGGCACUCGGCCAUCGAGGAGAAGGUGAUGAAGGGCAUCGAGGAGAACGUGCUGCGGCUGCAGGGGCAGGAGAAGGCGCCGGCGGGCGAGGUGAAGCCCAAGGCGGCCGGCGGCCUGGCCAGCUGGUUCGGGCUGCGCAAGAGCAAGCUGCCGGCGCUGAGCCGCCGCGCCGAGGCCGCCAAGGGCCGGGACUGGGCCGGGGCGCCGGCACCGCUGCGCCGCGAGGUCAAGCUGGCCGCCCGCAAGCUGGAGGCCGAGAGCCUCAACAUCUCGAGGCUGAUGGAGAAGGCGGAGGACCUGCGCAAGGCGCUGCAGGAGGAGCAGGCCUUCCUGCACGGGCUGGCGCUGGAGAAGGGGCGGCCGCGGGCGCGUGGCGGCGGCGGCCCCCCCGAGCGCGAGCGCGGCCCCAGCCAGCUCCAGGUCAUGUACCAGGAGGUGGCCGCCGAGACCUUCAUGCAGCAGCUGCUCAACAGGGUGGACGGGAAGGACGUGUCCUACGAGAGCCGCCUGGAGCACAAGCGGGACCUGUGCGACUUCCAGCGGGUCUCCCCCGACGCCAAAGACCCCCGGCUCCUCCGCCCGCCCCGCAACGGCAUCGUGGGCCACCUGCGGGGCUGCCAGGAGCCCCCCGACAAGGGGCCCGACCUGGCGCUGCGGGACGAGCUGCCGUCGGACGAGAGCUUGUCCGAGUCCGGGACGUCGCAGCACUUCCCAGCCUGCGGAUCCCUGACGCGGACGCUGGACAGCGGGAUCGGGACCUUCCCGCCGCCGGACUACUGUGGCGGGGCGCCGGCCAAGAGCGCGCCGAAGCCGCGCGGGCGCCCCGAGGCGAUGGCGGGUGCCGGGCCGGCGCGGCCGGCCGCCCUCACCAAAGUGCCGCGCAAGGCCCGGACGCUGGAGCGCGAGGUGCCCAGCGUGGAGGAGCUGCUGGUGCCCGGCAAGCACCAGAGCAUGCCGGCGUUUCACGGCGUGCUGGCGUGCGCCGAGGCCCCCGCCGGGCUGCCCGGCCGCCGCGGCUGUCCCCAAGACGCCGACGCCAGCAAGCCGCGGCGCGUCCAGCAGAGCAAGAACUGGACCUUCCCCAACGCCAAAGCGUGCGGCACCGCCGACCCCUUCCUCUGUGCUGCCGGGGCGCCGGAGGGGCUCUACCGCCCCGCGCUGGCGCCCGCACACGGCCCGGGGGGGCGGCGGGGGGCGUCCCCGGAGGCGCCGCCGCCGCUGCCCCCCGCCCUGAGCGCCAGCAGCAGCCGGACGCCCAGCGCCUCGGACGUGGGCGACGAGGGCAGCCCGGAGGCCCGGUCGCGGGACGCGGGGCAGGGCCCCCCCGGGCUGGAGCACUCCGAGUCGCUCAGCGACUCCCUCUACGACAGCCUCUCCUCCUGCGGCAGCCAGGGCUGAGGCGGCCCCGGCCCCCCCCCGGCCCCCCCCCGGCCCCUCGGGGCUGCACUCGCACGUCUUCCACCCCGCUCCCCCCCCCCCGCCCCCGCCCCCGCCCUGGGGCCACCCGCUCCCGCUGCCUCCCCGGCCCCGGGGUGCUGCCGGCGGGGGGGGGGGGACGUGGGGCUGCCCCCCGCGGGGGAAUCCGCCCGGCCCGGCCCCCCCCCCCGCCGUCGCGCGCCCGGGUCCCGCGCGCCCCUGCCCGGCUCUCUCUGAUGGUGCUACGCAGUGUACAGCCCCCCCGGCCGCCGGGGCUGGGGCGCGGGGUUUUUAACUCAAUAAAGCCGCCCUCCCCGGUUUAUUUAUAUAA
Messenger RNA from Dromaius novaehollandiae (emu), 3267 nucleotides. RefSeq names its product NCK associated protein 5 like (gene NCKAP5L). Lineage: Eukaryota; Metazoa; Chordata; Aves; Casuariiformes; Dromaiidae. The coding region runs from base 207 to 2918 and encodes 903 amino acids. The record is from RefSeq and is a predicted model, not a curated record. The transcript is spliced from 13 exons. Gene Ontology annotation, cellular component: microtubule plus-end. Gene Ontology annotation, biological process: microtubule depolymerization; microtubule bundle formation.